AUGGAUGAAGCAAUGGUGUGGAAAUAGAAGAAAUUGACUGCAGGAAUGGUUAUUGCAGGCAAAUAUAAAUUAUUAGAGAAGAUAGGUGCAGGUUCAUUCGGAAUGGUGUUUAAGUCUUAGUAUUUAAAAAAUGGAGAUUUAGUAGCAGCAAAAUUCGAAAAACGAGACGAUUCCCAAAAAGGAGUCAGUCUACUCAUCAGAGAAAUUAAGGUUCUGUCGGAAAUUAAUGGAUUAAAAGGUUAGAUUAACUAUUAAACUAUAAAAAGGGUUUCCACAAAUCAAGUUUUAUGGAAGGGAUGAAAACUAUAAUUUCUUUAUGGAAACCUACUUAGGGUUGAAUUUGGAAUAAUUAUUAAGGAAGUGUGGUAAUAGAUUCUCAAUUCAUACUACAUUGAGAAUAGGCAUUUAGAUCAUCGAAAGAUUGUAUGUAUCUUGAUUGAUAUAGUUAGGUAAGCCUUUCAUGAGAAGAAUUUCAUACAUCGUGAUAUUAAGCCAGAAAAUUUCACUAUCAGCAGACAAGAUGCUACUUAAAUUAUGGCUAUUGAUUUUGGCCUUGCCAAGUACUAUAGAGACACAGCAGGCAAACACAUACCCUUUGUUAAUAACAAAGGCUUGAUUGGAACAGCCAGAUAUGCCAGCAUUAAUGCUUUAUUAGGUUUGUUUCUUAUUUGAAAAAGGUAAUGAGUAGAGUAGAAGAGACGAUAUAGAAGCCAUCGCAUAUGUACUAAUCUACUUUCAUCUUGGUGAAUUACCUUGGUAGAAUAUCCAGGUGGCUUCGAAGGAAGAAAAAUACAAACAGAUAUUAGUACUGAAGUAGAAUAACGAAUUGGAGAAAUAUUCUGACAAAAUUCCUAAAGUAAAACUUCAUUAAAUUAUAGUGCUUAAUGAAAAUGUUGUAAAUUGCUAAGUCUUAUGAAUUCAAUCAAACACCCGAUUACAUGGGUUUGACUAAGUUAUUACAGGAUGAGUUGACUACAGAUGCCAAAAUGGAUUGGGAGUCCUUAUUAGAAACUAAUAAUGAUAAAAUGAGUGUAUCAAUUGACAUGAUUGAAAAUGAUAAUUAAUUUGAUGAUCUACAGGAUGACAAACAAUAAGAAGUCAUUAAUUCCAUGAACAAAAUUGCUUAAUAAGAAACCAAAUUUAUUAAUGGUAGGUUAAAUAAUAGUCGAAAUCACAUCAUAUAUUUAGAAGUUCCAAAGAACAGCAUCGUUUUGAAUGAUGCACAAAGUCCUGCUGGAACUAUUAAAUCAUUUAAUACUUCCAAGGUUAAUCAUUAUGGUGGUAGUCACAUCAACUUAAACACAUAAAAAUAGUUUAGUGAUCUGAGAGUUAAGUCAUGUGAAAACUUUUAAUAUAAUGAUGAAGAUAAUUAUGAGGCCGAUUCUGAUGAUUAACCUUGCAUACUAUACUAAAAUUUAGUUAUUGGUCGUUCUUCUUCUAAAAUGUGA
Molecule: messenger RNA, 1448 nt
Organism: Paramecium octaurelia
Lineage: Eukaryota; Ciliophora; Oligohymenophorea; Peniculida; Parameciidae
Source: the annotation of a GenBank genome assembly